CAAUACAAAUUAUAUUAAACAAAGCAGGCAACGUAAGUGAAUUCAAUAUAAAUAUGUCUGACUGGGACGCUGUAACUGUGCUAAGGAAAAAGGCUCCAAAGUCUUCUGCGAUGAAGACGGAGUCGGCGGUUAACCAGGCUCGCCGCCAAGGAGUUGCCGUCGAUACCCAACAAAAAUAUGGUGCGGGCACCAACAAGCAGCAUGUCACUACGAAGAACACUGCCAAGCUGGACCGUGAGACUGAGGAACUACGCCACGAUAAAAUUCCGCUCGAUGUCGGCAAACUGAUAAUGCAGGGCCGCCAGGGCAAAGGCCUCAGCCAAAAGGAUUUGGCCACGAAAAUUUGCGAGAAGCAGCAAGUGGUCACCGAUUAUGAAGCUGGACGCGGCAUCCCCAAUAACUUGAUACUAGGUAAAAUGGAGCGGGUGCUUGGCAUAAAAUUACGUGGCAAGGAGCGCGGCCAACCAAUAGCGCCUCCCGGUAAAAAGUGAGAUGAUGCUGCUGCGUCUACCGCCGCUGCUCCUCCUCCAACAAGAAACGCCAGACACCAACAACACCAACAAAAUGAGUCCGGCUGGAGCACCGUAAGCAGUAGACGUAAAUAAAGUACUAUCGGGAGGCUGCAACCAAACAAAAUCGGGCCAAGCAGUUAAAGCGAACGAACGAGGGAUAAUGUUUAAGCAAAACUUCAACAUAAACUAAUCACUUAACCAGUCAAUCCAUCAAUCAAGCAACCAAAACAAACAGCUAUGAGUGCAGAAUUUGAACAAAUUAAAAACUAAAACGCAUAUUACAAAAUUAUUGACAUCGCGUUUUUUCCUCCAAAUUGUUCUAUCAUUUAUUGAUUUUUUUUCUGCAAAUUGACCAUUGUAAUUAAAAUUUCGUUCAAAACGCACUAUCAUGCCGCGAAAACCAAUUCAGAACAUUUUUAAAAUUAAUAGCACAACAGCCUCUGAAAAAACAAUGAUAUUAAAAGAAUACAUUCACAACUGUGCUCAAAAGACAAAAAGAAAUUGGUUUUGGUAUAUUUUUUUUGUACUUUGUUAUAAACACGAGUUGAACUUGAAUUAAUUGUUCAAUAUAUAUGCUUUAUGAAAAACAUUUGGAUACAUACUAUUUCUUUAUUUCGAUCAACUACACAUACUCGCUGACUCACACACCUCAUAACAAAACUUUCAUAAAACACCCACAUUAAUCACACACACGCACACAGAUAACGGUGUACUUGUGGCAAGAUACAUACCUACUGAAGAAAUCCAAACUAAAUACAUAUGUAAAGUUUUAGAGCUUA
Messenger RNA from Scaptodrosophila lebanonensis, 1291 nucleotides. It is a transcript of the gene mbf1, whose product is annotated as endothelial differentiation-related factor 1 homolog. The coding region runs from base 54 to 491 and encodes 145 amino acids. Lineage: Eukaryota; Metazoa; Arthropoda; Insecta; Diptera; Drosophilidae. The record is from RefSeq and is a predicted model, not a curated record. The transcript is spliced from 3 exons. Gene Ontology annotation, cellular component: nucleus. Gene Ontology annotation, molecular function: DNA binding.